GCUAAAUGACAUUUGUUACAUAUAGUAAUAAUAGCUAUCAUUGUAUACAAUUUUUGGGAUUAUAAACUCUGUGCGUGCAACGUAAGUAAAAACUAAGAACAAUAAAAAUGGCACUAGCUCAUCCAGAAGGAAGAAUCGAGACCGAUGAGAUCUUUAUGGGAAUUGCGCUUCUUGCUUCAAAACUCAGUAACGAUAAAAACUGUAAAGUUGGCGCAUGUAUAGUACACAAUGAAAAAACGAUCGUAGGCGUUGGAUACAAUGCAAUGCCUGAUUAUCGUGACAGCGAAUUUCCUUUCAAAAAGAAUAAACAUAAUUUCUUAGAAUGCAAGUUAACAUACGUAUGCCAUGCAGAACUUAAUGCCAUUGUGAACAAAACGUGUUGCAAUAUUAGAAACUCCACCAUUUAUGUUACUCGUCAUCCAUGUAAUGAAUGUGCUAAAUUAAUAGUACAAUUUGGAAUAAAAUCUGUGGUAUAUAAGGACAACCCACAUGAAGGGAUGAACGACGUUCUGGCUGCACGGAGAAUAUUUGACACAACAGGUGUUACUGUAAGGGGUUCCUGAUACCCAUGAUGCUAUAAUGCAGUGACUAUAGAUAGUAGUCACUGUAUAAUGUCGGUAUGCAGAGUGUCACCGGUGCUUCGGGGUCUGUAACACCCCAAAAUGGAUAUUAGGUCGGUGUUCCGAGAGCGGGCGCUUCGGGGUCCCUGAUACCCCACGAUGAUAUUAGAUCGCUAUCCAGAGGGCGUCAUUGGCGCAGCGGGUGUAGCGGCCGGCGUCAAAGUUGAUAAAGAAGAAAAUGUUCAUUCAGGAGAAAUUCUCAACGUUGCUUUUACCAAACAUUUUUGUUAAUCAUUUAUUUUCAUGAAUAAAAUUCAAAUAGCUUUUCUGUA
Molecule: messenger RNA, 892 nt
Organism: Osmia lignaria (orchard mason bee)
Lineage: Eukaryota; Metazoa; Arthropoda; Insecta; Hymenoptera; Megachilidae
Product: deoxycytidylate deaminase-like
Biological process (GO): pyrimidine nucleotide metabolic process
Cellular component (GO): cytoplasm
Molecular function (GO): dCMP deaminase activity; zinc ion binding
Source: RefSeq, a predicted model, not a curated record